Microcebus murinus (gray mouse lemur) is the source of this 884-nucleotide messenger RNA. The record is from RefSeq and is a predicted model, not a curated record. Lineage: Eukaryota; Metazoa; Chordata; Mammalia; Primates; Cheirogaleidae.
GCGGGGCGGGCCGAGCUGAGCGGCCGACGAAGUGUCCCCGGUUUGCGCGGUGGUCUGUACUCUGCGAGGCCGGAGGCCGUUGACCUCUCACGGCCCGUAAUUUCCUUCACUGGCGGAGAUUUACCGUGCUUCGGAGGGGAGCCGAUUUAAACCAAACAUUAAACAGUUCAGCUGCGUCAAAUUCUUGAGAAUUUCAGAAUGACUGACAUUUCUGAAGCUAUUUCAAAUUUUGAAGAGAUGUUUGCCAGUAGAUUCACAGAAGAUGACAAAGAGUACCAGGAAUACCUGAAACGCCCUCCGGAGUCCCCUCCAGUUGUCGAGGAAUGGAAUAGCAGAGCUGGUGGGAACCAAAGAAAUAGAGGCAAUCGGUUACAAGAUAACAGACAGUUUAGAGGAGGGGAUAGCAGACGGGGGUGGCCAAGUGACAAUCGAUCCAAUCAGUGGCAUGGACGUCCCUGGGGUAACAAUUACCCACCACACAGACAAGAACCUUACUAUCCCCAGCAGUAUGGACAAUAUGGUUACAACCAGCGACCUCCUUAUGGUUACUACUGAUAGAAAUGUUGGAAGCUUUUAGUAAAACCAUUGUCUUUGUUAACAUGACAAAAGUUUGUGUGUCUUCUUUUGGUCAUAGUGUUACAUCUGCUUUUAGAGAAUGGCUUAUUUUUUUUUAACUUGAGACUUUUUAUUUUUAAUAGAUCUUACUAGAGAGAUGUGAUGGUUACCGGGAAUACCUAAAAAUGUUGUGGAUUAUAUUGCCUGACUCUACCUCAGAUUCUUCUUUGUUUCAUGACUUAUAGUGCUUUGAGUUUGGUAUAUUUUUCUUAUUUGACCUAUAGGCGCUCUGUCUUUAAUUUACACAGAAAUAAAAACUUGAAAAUAGA